CGACUCCCUUUCAGGCUUCAUUAAAGCAGGUGGAAGACUCCAAAAGUCCGACCAUGAGUACCUUUGGGUACCACAAGGAGCUGGGAAGAUACGAGGAGGUGGACGAAGAAGAGCUGCUGGCCACCUUGACUUCUGAGGAACUCCAGGAACUGGAGAGCGAAUUGGCCGACAUCGACCCUGACGACAACGUCCCGAUUGGGCUGAGGCAGAAAGACCAGACAGCUAAGACUCCGAUAGGCACCUUCAGUAGGGUGGCACUACUGAAAUACUUUGAGGAUGAGACUCUGAAGCUGUUGGAUGGGAAUUCAGAAUCAUGUGCUCAACAGGAAAGCAAGGAGGAGGAGGAACCAUCAGAUAAAAGUGAAAGGGAAUGUGGAACACAGAGUGACAGCAACAUCACUGGGUCCAAGGACAAUGAAGAGAACAACAAAGGCCUAACUGAUGGAGGGGGUGCCAAAGAUGAGGAAAAUGAUGAAGAGAAGAAAGACAAGUGCAAAAAGGAGCCUUUUCCAACAUCGGACAGAUGUGGUACGAAUGCCGACGUCCCAUGCGGGAAUCCAGAGAAAGGACUUUGCAAGAAAGACUUGGGGACCGAAACCACAGACCUCAACCUUAACGCAACCUCGGACAGGCUGAGUGGGAACCCCAUCGUGAUCGACGAGGCCCUGGAACAGAUCCUUCACGACGAUCCCGCCAUGACGGAGCUCAACCUCAACAACAUCGAAGACAUCUCCCAAGAGACCCUGUUGCGCUUUGCGGAAGCCCUGAGCGCCAACACGCACGUGCAGGUCUUCAGCCUCGCAAACACCCACGCCGACGACCGCGUGGCCUUCGCCAUCUCAAAGAUGCUGCGGGAAAACCGCUCCGUCACCAACCUCAACGUCGAGUCGAACUUUGUAUCUGGCCGAGGCCUCUUGGCCCUGUUGGCAUCUCUCCAACACAACAGGACUAUCGUCGAGCUACGCUUCCACAACCAGAGGCACAUCUGCGGGGGCCAGGUGGAGAUGGAGAUGGUGCAGCUCUUGAGAGACAACACCACUUUGCUGAAGCUGGGGUACCAGUUCGACCUACCCGGCCCAAGGAUGACGGCCACCAGCAUCCUGACCCGCAACCAGGACAGACAGAGGCAGAGGAGACUGCGACAGCAAAGGGAACAAGGCCUUCCAGAAUUACCAGUCACAAAACAGGCAGUUGCCAACCCUACAGGCCAAGUGUCCGGUUCCAAACCUAAAAACAGGUCGAACCAGACAUUAGAUGAGUGCCCUCAAAAACUGACACGUAACCACCUCACCUCAAACAAGGUCCUCCCUCCUCCUCCGCCUCCCCCUCCCCCAUCAACUUCUUCAGAGAAGAACAAACCAACCAGGAAGAUUGCGGAUAUGAUAAAACAGCACGAAGGUUCGAACGGGGUGAAGGGUCAGCCGGGUCCGAAGAAAUCCAAAUCCAAAAAGGGCAAAAACGGCUCCAACGAAAAGGAGAGCACCGACAUCCUAAAGGAGCUGAGGAAUUCCCUGAAGCCUUCCCUGCGGAAGAGGAAAGAUGACCCCUGCUGUCCCCUGGCACCCCAGAGGUCUGGCAGAGACGACCUCAUGGAGGCCAUUCGUGGGAGCAGCAUACGAUCUCUCAAAAGAGUGAAUGUCCAAAAGUGACCAUCUCUCAAAUUGACGGGAUUGAUGGUCCUCUCGGACAAAGCAAAGGAUGUUUAUCUCAAGACAAGAAAAUCUUCUGCACAAUUGCUCACCAACAUUAAACUGUAUUUAUUUUUGUGAUAUGAGACCUUUGUUACACUUUUUGGCUAAGUAUUUGUAUUAAUCCAACUUACAUGAUGACUUCUUACAAUUCAUAACUAAAUAAUGUAAUUUAAAACUAAAUAUUUUAAUGUUAUUAACACAAUAAUAUACAAGUAGGAUUGUAUCUACUGUGUAAUUUGUAAAAACAUUAUGUGGUGUGCAGAGGACCAUAAGAUAUUGGAUUGCAUAUGACUUCUGUAUUAAA
Molecule: messenger RNA, 1995 nt
Organism: Osmerus eperlanus (European smelt)
Lineage: Eukaryota; Metazoa; Chordata; Actinopteri; Osmeriformes; Osmeridae
Gene: lmod2a
Product: leiomodin 2 (cardiac) a
Exons: 3
Coding region: 54-1649 (531 amino acids)
Biological process (GO): myofibril assembly; actin filament organization; muscle contraction
Cellular component (GO): myofibril; striated muscle thin filament; cytoskeleton
Molecular function (GO): actin binding; tropomyosin binding
Source: RefSeq, a predicted model, not a curated record